Porites evermanni is the source of this 1590-nucleotide messenger RNA. NCBI's taxonomy places the organism in Eukaryota, Metazoa, Cnidaria, Anthozoa, Scleractinia, Poritidae. The record is from the annotation of a GenBank genome assembly.
GAAACAGUCUCUUUGCAGUCCCAUUCGUCCCAAGCCUCGAUACCAGACGAAGAGAUUAGUUUAUGGGUUGACGAGAUGGAGGAACAAAACAGCAAACGGCAGAAAUUAAACGAAGCUGUCCACAGCAUCUCAGGUGGCCGCUACAGCCCCGUAAUGUCCAGCCUGAACACGACCUGGGACGACGUCUCCGACACCCAGCAGCGAUAUUACAUCCGCAAAGCUAAGGAGACUAUAGUGACUUCAUUGUCUGUCAUCACUCCCGGUCAAGAGGAACUGGUUUUGAAGGCGUUACAAACGGAGGUACUUUUGGAUCCAAACAGAGACAACCAAGGAAAGCGCAAGCGUUUUGAUCCCAACUCUGGUCUUGUCGACAUUUUAGUCAAUGCCUAUGAGCAAGCAGGUCAUUGGCAAACAAAGCGACAGAUCCUUUCCCUCUUUGCAGACGACUUUUCAAGAGCUGAGCUUCAAGAGAUGAUCCCUGGGCUUUCCAAAUGGCGCAUCGACCAAGCUCGCCAACAUGCAACAGAAGCAGGGAAAGGCCAGCCUCUCCCUGAAAUUCCUAGUUUCCGUACAAGAAUUGAGCAUGAAAAGGUGGAUCAUUUCAUUGAAUAUAUCUCCAGACCAGAAUUUGUCCAAGACGUGGCGUUCGGGACAAAGACUCUCAAGCUUGACUCGGGGGAGAAAAUUGUCAUACCAGCAGUCAUUAGGACCGUCAUUCCUUCACGCAUCAUCAGACAAUAUUUAGACUAUUGUAAAGAACAAGAGUUCGAGCCGGCGAGCCAGCGUUCUCUCUACCGAAUGAUUGAAGUGUGUUCGGCCUCUAUGCAGAAAUCCCUUCAGGGACUUGACAACACCACUGCAGAGGGUACAGAGGCUUUUGAUCAACUCUUUUCUAUGUUGGAGGCCUUAGCAGAUCAGGGCAUCAACGUUACUGCCACUCAGAAAUUUCUAAAGGAUGCAAAAAGGUACUUAAAGAAUGAUUUCAAGACACACAUCGGACGAGGAGAACAUUGCAGUGAUCACUGCACGGUCCACGCACUAAGUGACAGUAGUGCAUGGGAGUUCAGGGGCGAAUGUGAUCAUGAACAUUGCUACGAAUGUGAGCGCUGUGAGAGUCUAGAAGGAGUACUGAAACAGGUGGCAGAGAUGCAAGACAAAGCGGACAUGACGGAAGAGGAGAGGGUUAGGUGGAGGUUUGAGUACACUGAGAGUGUGCGCAACAUACAAGCGUGGAAGAAUCACUUGCUACGGUCAAGUAACCAGGACGAAGCCAAGCAGGAUAUUCUCGAGAAGCUAGACGACAACUCGUGUCUUGUCGUAAUGGACUGGGCAAUGAAGUUUCUGCCUGUGCAAUACAGAGAACACAUGAGUGAUUUUUUUGGCAAGAGAGGAAGAAGCUGGCAUAUCAGUGCAGUAAUCACUAGAGCAACAGUGGAGAGCAAGCAUGAAGUCGAGUGUUUUGUACACAUUUUCAACAACUGCACCCAAAAUAGCUUUGCAGUUCUUUCAAUAAUAGAGGACUUGCUGCAAAAAGUCAAACUGGAGUAUCCAGGGGUGACAACAGCCUACCUCCGAUCGGAUAACGCUGGA